Messenger RNA from Charadrius vociferus (killdeer), 584 nucleotides. It is a transcript of the gene RPL11, whose product is annotated as ribosomal protein L11. Gene Ontology annotation, biological process: translation. Gene Ontology annotation, cellular component: cytosolic large ribosomal subunit; ribosome. Gene Ontology annotation, molecular function: structural constituent of ribosome; RNA binding. NCBI's taxonomy places the organism in Eukaryota, Metazoa, Chordata, Aves, Charadriiformes, Charadriidae. Bases 35 to 538 code for a protein of 167 amino acids. The transcript has 5 exons. The record is from RefSeq and is a predicted model, not a curated record.
UCCGCAGCAAGACCAAGGUGAAAAGGAGAACCCCAUGCGGGAGCUGCGCAUCCGCAAGCUCUGCCUCAACAUCUGCGUUGGGGAGAGCGGGGACAGGCUCACCCGAGCGGCCAAAGUGCUGGAGCAGCUGACGGGCCAAACCCCCGUCUUCUCCAAAGCACGAUACACUGUAAGAUCCUUUGGAAUCAGGAGAAAUGAGAAGAUUGCUGUUCAUUGCACGGUUCGUGGGGCCAAAGCAGAGGAGAUUCUGGAGAAGGGGUUGAAGGUGCGAGAAUACGAGUUGAGAAAAAACAACUUCUCAGACACUGGGAACUUUGGCUUUGGAAUCCAGGAGCACAUCGAUCUGGGGAUUAAAUACGAUCCCAGUAUUGGUAUCUACGGCUUGGACUUUUACGUGGUGCUGGGCAGGCCUGGUUUCAGCAUUGCUGACAAGAAACGCAGGACUGGCAACAUUGGAGCCAAGCACAGAAUUGGAAAGGAAGAAGCCAUGCGCUGGUUUCAGCAAAAGUAUGAUGGCAUCAUCCUUCCUGGUAAAUGAGCAGUUCCUGUUACCGCAAAAGUAAAUAAAAUUUUCUAACCCCUAA